CAUGUUCCGUAAUAAAAGUUGAAGCUGAGGCUGAAAUCAGAGCUUAGAUUUGGCUUCAACUUUUAUUAUAAAAUGCUCAUCUAUUUGUGUAAACAUGUAUACCUAUGAUCUUUCCAUCUGUUCAUAUACUUUUAUUCACCGUGUAUAUAGCCAUGAAGUGAAAAGCAUUACAGAUUGGUACCGCGCAAGUGGUAGAGGAUCUUUUGUGAGAUGCGCGAAUUUUUACGAUUCUCUUACGAAACAAAAUAUAGGUUAAAGCAUGAACAAGAUAUAAUGUAGACUUAUCACGCAAUGUAAAUUUCUGUUCCACGAUCUGCAGGCCACAUAGCUAAUUUGAAUAAAUAUUUGUAUCUAGUCUAUAUAAGUUUCAUGGCAGCUAAGAUCUCUGUAAAUAAACAACAGUAAGAUAUUUAUAGCUAUGUAAAAUUAUUAUCAAUAAAUUGUAAUUACAUGUACUGUGUGUUGGUAUCAUAUUUACAAUGUAGAGUAAUUAUAAGUUGAGUUAGUGAUUGAACGUAUUUUACUUUACAAAAUGUUUGUCAAAUGUGUCAGCGUACUGACGUGCGCUGCAAGCUUUUUGUAUACGUUUUACAUUUUAUGUAAUCUGACAUAUUUCUUAUCAGUUCAUAACGAAAACAAAGAAAUAAUCAUUUCAUCUCAAAAAGAUGAAAAUGUUGAUUCGGUAUUAUGGUUGUUGAUAAUAAAUAUGUUUGUGUUAAGUGUUUUUAUGUUACAACACUCACUUAUGGCUACUGAUUUUGUGAAACAUUUAUUUUGUAAAUUUCAUAUGGAUUACAUGGAAAGAAGUAUUUACAAUGUUGUCAGUGCUAUGGCCCUUCAUUUAUUAUUUAAUCAGUGGCACACUAUAUCAUCAUUUACGUUAUGGAAUAUCAAUACAUCAUCUAAUAGUAGUACAUGGUUUAUAUUUACUGCUAUUCAUGUAUUAGCUUGGUCCAUAAUUUAUAGCGGAUGUUUAAUGAUGGAUAUAUCUGAAUUAACUGGGAUAAAGCAAGUAUAUUAUAAGUUUUCAUCAAGACCAAGUCCUAUGGUAAUGAAAUCUAAAGAAUUGUUGCGAUAUUACUCGCAUAUGAGACAUCCAAGCUUAACAGGAUUUCUUAUUGUUCUAUGGAUAUAUCCCUAUAUGACAUUAGACAGAUUAUUAUUAGCUUCCAUACUUACAAUAUAUAUGGCUUUAAUGUGGACCAUUGACAAGGAAGACUAUAAUUAUCAUGCUAAUGUUGUAAAAAGAAAGCAGAGAGAAUUAUUUUAAUAGCAAUUAGUAAAUGCUGUUUUGUAUUAUCAAUGUGUUCAUUGUGUUUAAGUUACACAAGUUUCAGUAUAACUUUUCUAAUAACGCUUUAUAUUAUAAAGAAUGUAUUUAAUACAAAUA
This is a messenger RNA of Megachile rotundata (alfalfa leafcutting bee), 1390 nucleotides long. RefSeq names its product nurim homolog. The record is from RefSeq and is a predicted model, not a curated record. Lineage: Eukaryota; Metazoa; Arthropoda; Insecta; Hymenoptera; Megachilidae. Gene Ontology annotation, cellular component: nuclear membrane.